Cryptomeria japonica (Japanese cedar) is the source of this 906-nucleotide messenger RNA. RefSeq lists its product as uncharacterized. NCBI's taxonomy places the organism in Eukaryota, Viridiplantae, Streptophyta, Pinopsida, Cupressales, Cupressaceae. Bases 93 to 806 code for a protein of 237 amino acids. The record is from RefSeq and is a predicted model, not a curated record. The transcript has 3 exons.
CCAAAAACCGGAAGAAACGGAUUACUGAUUUGACAGGUAUCAGGUAGUCUCAGGGUUAUAUACCAGUCCUCCAUCGACGAAGCUUCAAUAUCAUGGCGGUAACUCAUGCCGAUUUAGCCAUUAGCCGGAGAGGCACAGCUCUCGGGAGCAAAUUGCCCACAUGCGUCUUCCUUCUCUGUGCAUUAUUAGGCCUCCUGGCAUUUGUAUUUGGCUUUGUUGCAGAGAUCACCAGAACAGAGAUAAUAUGGAUUGAGCUUGAGGAUAGAGGAAUGAAGUGCAUGUACAGUAAUGAUGGGUGGUCUCCUCUGGUGUCUGCUUUGAGUUCAAUUCUGUCUCUGGGGAUGGCUGUGGGCGUUGGCCAAGCCUAUCUGUGGCUGGUCCUCUGCACUGCUAAUGAAAAUGAUCAGUUUCGCCUUUUGACAGCUUGGACAGAAUUUGAUUCCAGGAAUUACAUAUUGCUCCGGUGGCUCGCUGCUGGCUCCUUCUUGAUUUCUUGGAUAUGUUUUGGAUUUGCGGCUGUGCUUCUGGCCGUGGGUAUUGUGGUGGAAGCAGGGCAUAUAGAAAGAUGGGGUGUGCCUAGAGAUGAUUGUAGAGCGGUGAGAGAAGGGGUCUUUGCAGCAGCAGGAGUGCUUGGAUUGGUUUCAUCUUCAAUGGGCGUUGCAUUCUAUAUCUGUGCAGUGCAGACCGAAAGAUCACUGCAGGAAGAAGCAAGAAUACGCACAGAGGUCCUGGAGGCCACUGCGGACUACACCCCUGCUUUCCCUGAACAAUCCAUGGAAGAACUUCCUCAAUCCCAACCCAAGUGAUCAUUCUGUAAAAAGUGAAAGCUAGAAUGCUUGCCGUUCUUCAUAUUAGUCAAUGCAAAUUAAGCCCAAAAUUCAAAAUGGAUUUCAUCGAAUUUUUUUA